AUGACAACCCCUCGUCGCAAUGGUCAGCUUGCGUCGUGCGAGCCGUGCCGCAAAGCCAAGCAGCGAUGCGACCAUAAAAGCCCCAUUUGUGACCGAUGUGUCGCCAGAGGCCGGGCGGCGCAAUGUUUUUAUCAUCCUUCUCCAUUAACUCAACUAUUUCAAUCACAGGAGAAAGCCUCGAAACGAAUUCAAAGGCCAAAAAAGCGGCGUCCGGAAAAUCAAUUUGUCUUCCGCGUUAACAAGUCGCGGGACUCGGCUUUUACGGCUCGAGAUCCUACUUUGAACACAUCUUCACAUACAGCAUCCUCCCUAUGUGAACAAUAUGUGGCACAGUGGGAGUCUCCCGAAAAGUGGCCGCUGACACCUGGAUAUUUAGGUGUUUCUGCUCCUAAAGAUAUUUUCAACGAGCAGUUUGACGCUUCCAGCAUGGGUGGCCAAUAUUUGGACGGCCAGUCGACAGAUACUAGCCUGGUUCGUAGUUGCACAAAGGGGGAUUUUCAGAAGAUCCAGCUAGGAGCUCAGGUUCUGCUACAGUUGAACAAAAUUCAAUGGUUUCAAGAACUCAUCAAAGUCAAGAACAAGAUUGCCCCAAGCUGGGUUUUGGGAGGCCCUUUGAUGGACGGUUUGUGUAUAGCCAUUGAAAGACUGUAUAAUUUGGCAGUCCAAGAUUCAGAAGACCCUGAAGUCCAGCUCCUUGAUUUAUCGAAAGAAAUAUUCACCAACACGACAAAAAAGAUUGAAGUGGAUCGGGCAAUGACGAUAUCUGACUAUAUACCUCUCAUUGUUGCUCGGUGGGAUGCAAUCGGCGUAUUCUUUGCCAUGCUUACAGCUGCUUCUCUUAAUGUGCCUGCUGAUAAUGACAUUUUCACCCAUUCUAGCCCCUGGAAGAUUGAUAGAGACCAACUACGGUCCACUUCCGUCGCCAUUAGUGAAAUUUGUUGCCAAUUCUGCCACGCUUUAGGUGUAACAAGCGAUCCAUUUUGCUGGCUGGUGGGCCAACAGACCGCUCAUUUAACUCGCAUGCUCGGUCAUACUGAUUAUCGCACUUGGCAAAAGCUGGGUGAUCUGUCCACCGUCGCAUAUGCUGCCAGCUUACUCCAACCAAACGGGACUGUAGACGAUUGUUGCCCUUUUUUCCUUGUUGAAAUACGGAAACGUGUGCUAGCCUCCGGGUAUGCAAUUGACAAGGAGCUUGCUACAGCGCUCGGGCGCCCGGCUCGGGUUUCUUCGCGGUACUUUCGCAUUCAAUUACCACUAGAUCUUACUCACGAACAAAUAUCGGGGACACCGCGUGAAAUUGAGAUGGCGCUGCAGAAUAUUGACUCUAAUGGUUGGAACAAACAAGGAAAAUUGACAUCCGAGGUUAAGCUCCGAAUCGCGGUGUUGACUAGCCUUACGCGAGAGAGUAUAUUGGAGCUGUCCCUGAGUCACCACAUCGAUGGUCUUCAGUCACGAGUCGAUAAAAUGAUUGAGGACGCGCGUCAGAUACAACAAGGACUUCCUCCCUUUUUGCGUUGGUCAUCAGCUUCUGGAGAAGUGGAGGAUGGGUCCAGCAUUGACGAGAGCCGUUUGUAUACCCAUGUGGAAUUCAUUUAUCACGAGUUUCUUCUUUAUAGAACUCUAUGGAAACGACUGAGUAUCAAGCCGCAAGGUCUGAUUGAGAGCUCUUGCGAAAUAAUUUCAACAUUACUGAAUCUUGUCAUGUUGCGGAUGAGGUCGGGCGAGAAGAUACAUGAUCUAUCUUGGGAUUUAUGCUACAAAGGUCUUCCUGCUGCGGGAAUUCUUACAGCUGAAUUAAGACAUUCAAACCAGUCGCCACUUUCAUCUCAUCCACGCUCUUGGUUUAUACAAAAGCUUAGCGUGUUU
Messenger RNA from Talaromyces proteolyticus, 1866 nucleotides. RefSeq lists its product as uncharacterized. Gene Ontology annotation, cellular component: nucleus. The record is from RefSeq and is a predicted model, not a curated record. The transcript has 4 exons. The annotation marks the transcript as partial. Gene Ontology annotation, molecular function: zinc ion binding; DNA-binding transcription factor activity, RNA polymerase II-specific. NCBI's taxonomy places the organism in Eukaryota, Fungi, Ascomycota, Eurotiomycetes, Eurotiales, Trichocomaceae. Gene Ontology annotation, biological process: regulation of DNA-templated transcription.